AUGGCGUCCAAAGCAAGUGAAGUAGGAGCGCGCUCGCACAGACCCAUGAAUGAUGAAAAUAUCGCUGACGCACUAAAUGAAUCUGAAUUCGACUAUUCGGGCGAUGAUUCAGAUUGUGAUCUGACCUUCAAACCUCCGGAACUCGACUGUCAUGUUGUUGCAAAUGGUGCUAAUGAUUCCGAUACGGACAUUACAGACUCGGAUGAUUCAGAUAAUGCUACUGAAUCAGAUUACCCUGCACCUUCACCUACGUUAUCUACUGACUCCAGGGCUCCAAGGUCACGAGGAAGAGCACAAAGCAGACGACCAAGCAGAGGUCGUUCACUUACAAAUCCUAUGUAA
Molecule: messenger RNA, 342 nt
Organism: Parnassius apollo (apollo)
Lineage: Eukaryota; Metazoa; Arthropoda; Insecta; Lepidoptera; Papilionidae
Source: the annotation of a GenBank genome assembly